Molecule: messenger RNA, 3006 nt
Organism: Antechinus flavipes (yellow-footed antechinus)
Lineage: Eukaryota; Metazoa; Chordata; Mammalia; Dasyuromorphia; Dasyuridae
Gene: DNM1L
Product: dynamin 1 like
Exons: 21
Coding region: 171-2417 (748 amino acids)
Biological process (GO): mitochondrial fission; mitochondrial fragmentation involved in apoptotic process
Cellular component (GO): membrane; microtubule; mitochondrion
Molecular function (GO): GTPase activity; GTP binding; microtubule binding
Source: RefSeq, a predicted model, not a curated record
UUUGGCGCACAGCUUGCUGGGAGAGAGUAAGGGGCGGGCCAAGUCCAAUGGGUGCUGGCUUUGGAGGAGGAAGAGGGGGAGCAGGAAAGCGUCCAGAAGGUGGAGGUGAACUCUAGGCCUCAUUCAUUACCUCUGUCUAGUGGGCCCCAGGGCCUUGUGUUCCAGGAGCCAUGGAGGCGCUGAUUCCAGUUAUCAACAAGCUCCAGGACGUCUUUAACACCGUGGGCGCCGACAUUAUCCAGCUACCCCAGAUCGUCGUAGUUGGAACCCAGAGCAGUGGAAAAAGCUCAGUACUAGAAAGCCUUGUAGGGAGGGACCUACUCCCCAGAGGUACUGGAGUUGUCACUAGGAGACCCCUUAUCCUACAGCUGGUCCAUGUUUCACAAGAAGAUAGAGGAAAAACAUCUGGAGAUGAAAAUGACCCUGCAACAUGGAAAAAUCCAAGGCACCUUUCUAAAGGUAUUCAAGCAGAAGAGUGGGGUAAAUUUCUGCAUACUAAAAAUAAGCUAUACACUGAUUUUGAUGAAAUCCGACAAGAAAUUGAAAAUGAAACAGAGAGGAUUUCAGGAAAUAAUAAGGGGGUCAGUCCUGAACCUAUUCAUCUUAAAAUUUUUUCACCUAAUGUUGUAAAUCUGACUCUUGUGGAUUUGCCAGGUAUGACAAAGGUACCUGUAGGUGAUCAGCCAAAGGAUAUUGAACUUCAAAUCAGAGAACUCAUCCUUCGUUUCAUUAGUAACCCUAAUUCCAUUAUUCUGGCUGUCACUGCUGCUAAUACAGAUAUGGCAACAUCAGAGGCUCUUAAAAUUUCAAGAGAGGUAGAUCCAGAUGGUCGUAGAACUCUUGCUGUUAUCACUAAACUAGAUCUCAUGGAUGCUGGUACUGAUGCAAUGGAUGUGUUGAUGGGUAGAGUCAUACCAGUUAAACUUGGCAUAAUUGGAGUGGUAAAUAGGAGCCAACUGGAUAUUAACAAUAAGAAGUGUGUAUCUGAUUCUAUCCGUGAUGAAUAUGCUUUUCUUCAAAAGAAAUAUCCAUCGUUAGCUAAUAGAAAUGGAACAAAAUAUCUUGCUAGGACACUGAAUAGGUUAUUGAUGCACCACAUUAGGGAUUGCUUGCCAGAACUGAAAACAAGAAUAAAUGUUUUAGCUGCUCAGUACCAGUCUCUCCUAAAUAGCUAUGGUGAACCUGUGGAUGACAAGAGUGCUACUUUAUUGCAGCUAAUUACUAAAUUUGCCACAGAAUAUUGUAACACAAUUGAAGGAACUGCAAAAUACAUAGAGACUUCUGAGCUAUGUGGUGGUGCUAGAAUAUGUUAUAUUUUCCAUGAAACCUUUGGGAGAACAUUAGAGUCUGUUGACCCUCUGGGUGGCCUUAAUACAAUUGAUAUUUUGACUGCCAUUAGAAAUGCUACUGGGCCCCGUCCCGCUUUAUUUGUACCUGAGGUUUCAUUUGAAUUAUUAGUGAAGAGGCAAAUCAAACGAUUAGAGGAGCCCAGCCUUCGUUGUGUCGAGCUUGUUCAUGAGGAAAUGCAAAGAAUUAUUCAGCAUUGUAGCAAUUACAGUACACAGGAAUUGCUGAGGUUUCCCAAACUUCAUGAUGCCAUAGUUGAAGUAGUUACUUGUCUUCUUCGUAAGAGGUUACCAGUUACAAAUGAAAUGGUUCAUAACUUAGUUGCGAUUGAAUUGGCCUACAUCAACACUAAACAUCCAGACUUUGCUGAUGCCUGUGGGCUAAUGAACAAUAAUAUAGAGGAACAAAGGAGAAAUAGAUUAGCAAGAGAGUUACCUUCAACAAUUCCACGGGACAAGUCUUCUAAAGUUCCAGGUACUUUGGCACCUGCCUCCCAGGAGCCCCCUACUGCUGCUUCUGCUGAGGCUGAUGGCAAGUUAAUUCAGGAAAACAGAAGAGAAACUAAACAAAUGGUCCCUGUAGGUGGUAUAGGCGAUGCAGCUCAAGAACCAGCAACAGGCAACUGGAGAGGAAUGCUGAAAACCUCAAAAGCUGAAGAACUGUUAGCUGAAGAAAAAUCAAAGCCACUUCCUAUUAUACCAGCCAGUCCACAAAAAGGCCAUGCUGUGAAUUUAUUGGAUGUGCCUGUGCCAGUUGCACGUAAACUAUCUGCCCGGGAACAGCGAGAUUGUGAGGUUAUUGAAAGACUUAUAAAAUCAUAUUUUCUUAUUGUCAGGAAGAAUAUACAAGACAGUGUGCCAAAGGCAGUAAUGCACUUUUUAGUCAAUCACGUGAAGGAUACUCUUCAGAGUGAGUUAGUAGGACAGCUAUACAAAUCAUUGUUACUGGAUGAUCUUCUGACUGAAUCUGAGGACAUGGCCCAGAGAAGAAAGGAAGCAGCUGAUAUGUUAAAGGCAUUACAGCGAGCCAGUCAGAUAAUUGCUGAAAUUCGAGAAACUCAUCUUUGGUGAAGAAAUGUACCAGGCAUUUAUAUAGAUGAAGAUGUUGAAAUGACUUAUAAUAGUUACUGCAAACUUUACUGAGCGUCAUUUAUGAAUUCUUCUUCUGUAUGUAAUCUGCUGCAAAAAUUUUUGAGACAAAAAGUUUUGCAGAAAAAACAUAGAUAUUAAAUAUGAAUAGUUGGUUUCCUGAAAAUGUUCCAUGUGUGUAUAUGUAUUGUUUUGUGUGUGUGUUUCUGAAGUCAGUUUAGCUAUAAACUGAUUUUAUUAUAAGCGGCUUCAAGCAAACAUAGCCCUUUGAGAAGAUAUAGCUACAGGUUAUUUUGUUUGACUGUAAAGCAUGUGUUUUUACAUAUAUCAAUUGUUCUGGCUCUGAUAGGAUAUGCAAGUUGAUAAGUAUUUGUCAUAGAUUUAGAGUCCAUAUUUCUUCAAAAAAUUGUCUUUAAGCUUCUCAACUUUAUUUUCAAAAUGGUUUGGAUUAGUUUACAAGAAAGCUAAAAGUUAAAUGUUGUUGAUGUAUUCUAACUCUGGGAACAAAAGUGCUUUGUCCCAUUGCUUUAAAAAAUGUGCAAAUAUUAAAUUUUGACUUUUAAAAAAUUCA